GUCCACGUGUAGAAACCUAGGAGUAUAUAAGCUAGGCUAGCCGUUCAAUCGACAGAAGUACACUUCUCUAACAACCAUCAAGUACCAGCACUCCUGAGGACUUAGAUAUGAAGUUGUUGGUAUUGGCGGCGUUUAUCGCCGUCGUUUCCUCGGGAAACCUGAGCGAACCGGAACUGAACGUCCAAUGGCCAUGGCAAACUGGCAAGAUUUACCGCUAUGACGUCAACUCACACACCCUGGCCCGUCAUCAAGAGGGUGCUAGUUCAGGCACCGCAUUCAAGGGCGUGUUCAUUAUCCGCGUCAAGUCUCCAGGUCGCCUCCAGGCUAAGUUGGAAAACCCACAACAUGCCCAAAUCCAUGAGCAGCUGCCCAACGACAUGGCCAUGCCGAAGAACCUCAAAUACGAAACUGUUCAAAACCUUGAUCAAGUUUUCGAAAUCUCGGUUGAAGGAGGUCGUGUCCUCAGUGUUAACGUGCCCACCACACUCUUGCUUUCUCAUGAAAAUUUGUUGAAGGGUCUGCUCAGUACACUCCAGGUGGAUUUAUCUACCCACUCCAGCACCAACAACCGUGAGGACUACUUAGACAGGGAACGUGAGCAGGGACUGUUCAAAAAGAUGGAGACUGAUGUCACUGGUAACUGCGAAACUAUGUACACUGUUGUUCCUGUGGCCGCUGAAUGGCGACGAGAGCUGCCGCAAUUUGCUUCUGAAGAGGAUCCCAUGGAAAUUACCAAGAGCAGAAACUACGGUCACUGCCACCACCGUGUCGCUUACCAUUUCGGAGUACCCGAAGGCGCCGAAUGGACAGGAACUGCUCACAGCAACGAAGAAAAGCAGUUUAUUUCACACGCCGCCGUAUCUCGCAUGCUCGUUGGAAAGCAGGGUCCGAUUUACAAAGCUGAAACUACCAGUACGGUCAGCGUUCACCCUCUGAUUUACGGAAAGCAGAAAGCGCAGGUUCACAGCCACGUUCAAUUCAACUUACUGUCCGUGGAACAAGACAAUGCUCCCGAAUGGUCCAGUUUUCCCAGUAAUCGUAAAAUUAACACCCUUUUGUACUCACUGACGACUAAGCAAAUGGCUAUUCUUGACAAAACUUCCACGUUGUCACAUUCUUCUGAGUCCCAUGAACACCUGAACCACGAUGAAGCCCGGCGAGAGAAUAUAUUGAACGAAGAUGUUUCAAGGUCUAGCUCCAGUGACUCAUUGUCAGCGUACGUCAACGAAGAUGUCCCCAACAUGAACGAACCAGCAUACGCUGCUCUGUACAUGAGUGUGCAGUCACGCGGUGACAAAAAACAGAACGCAAUGAACGUCCAGAAACUGCUUCAGGAUAUGGCUCAGCAACUGCAGAAUUACAACAACAUGCCAAAGGCUGACUUCCUCUCCAAGUUCAAUAUUCUUGUCCGCAUCAUUGCUUCAAUGAGCAGCGAACAACUCGCUCAAAUAAGUCGUGGUAUUGAAGUUGGUAGGUCUUCCAACAAUAAUGUCAAGGCUGACAUGUGGAUGAUCUUCCGUGAUGCCGUCGUCCAAGCUGGCACUCCUCCUGCCUUUACACAAAUUAAAACUUGGAUCAUGAACAAGAAACUCCAAGGUGAAGAAGCAGCUCAGGUGAUCUCUUCUCUGGCUAGAACGAUUCGCUAUCCUUCCAAGGAAAUUAUGACGCAAUUCUUUGACCUGGCUAUGAGCCCUGAGGUUCAACAACAAAGGCGUCUUAAUACGAGUGCCUUGAUUGCUGCCACUCGAUUAAUCCACAUGGCUCAGGUAAACAAUGAAACUGCUCACAACUACUACCCCACUCACAUGUACGGCCGUCUUACGGACAAACAUGACAUGUUUGUUUUGGAAGUGGUCCUUCCUCGUCUGGCUGAAAAAAUGAACCAAGCUAUUGAGCAACAAGAAUGGAGCAGGGUGCAAGUUUACAUUAAGGCUAUCGGCAACUUAGGACACCGUGAGAUUCUUCAAGUAUUCUCUCCUUACUUGGAAGGCCGUAUUCAAGUUCCACGUUUCAUCCGAGUACAAAUGGUUGUGCAGCUCCGAUCACUGGCUAAGCACCAUGACAAUCACGUGAGGGCUGUACUGUUCAGUAUUUUGAAAAACACUGCUGAGCCUUACGAAGUGAGAGUUGCGGCGAUCCUAAACAUUUUCUUGGCUCACCCAACAGUCGCGAUGAUGCAAGCUAUGGCCCAAAUGACUAAUGAUGACCCUAGCGUUCAUGUUCGUUCUGCUAUCAAGAGUGGUAUUGUGUCCGCUGCAAACCUGAAAGAUCCUCGUUUCUGGCAUCUGUCAAAGACCGCUCAAGCCGUAAGGGAACAGCUUACUCAGGAGAACUUCGGAUGGCGCUCAUCUGUCAAACACUUCGUAGACAACUAUGUAAAGGAUGAUGAACAGGAAUAUUUCCGUGAAUCUUCAUACGUUAGCAGCGACAACCACGCUAUGCCCAAAUACCUGCAGUAUUCGUGGAGAAGCAAAAUCAGUGGAUGGGCACUUGAAAACACUAUUGGCUCUUCAGUUUCUGAUGCUAAGGCUAUUCUCAACUUCAUCAAACAGAUAAUGUAUGAGCCUCUUAAGUCCAACGCCAAUCACAAACACACAGCCCAAAAGAUUUCUGAAAUGCUGAACAUCAGGUCUGAACCUCAGGACCCAAUCCAGGGUGCUUUCUUCUACACAAUUCUAGGCCAGGAAAGAUUCUUCAGCUUCGAUGAAAAUGAUCUUCUGACGUUGGUUCAAGAUGUUAUGGAACACAUGAAGCAAGUAGAGAAGGGUAUGGAGACCCACUACACCAAAGUUUUCAACUCAAACCAGGUGUCUGUCAUGUUCCCUAUUGCGUCUGGUAUGCCAUUCAUCUACAAGUACAAAGAACCAGUAGCUAUUCACGUUCAGGCUAAGUCUACUGGAAAGGUUGUCCGUGACCCCAACACCCACAAAGAAAUGUCUUUACUCAUGGACAAGGAACUGCAAAUUACUGCUGCAAGAAACAUUGAUGGAAACGUUGGUUUCAUGGACACUCUUAGCAACAAGUUGGCCAGUGCCGGUGUUGUCAAGAAAUACCAAGUGAACGUACCUGUUAAACUGAACGUACAGAUCAGCUCUGGAGAGGCAAAAAUGAAUGUUGAACCCCUGCGCAUUGACCAGGACUACACUAUUGCUCAUUACAGCGUGUGGCCAUACACUACCAUCCAAAUGAAGGAUACCUUAGUGCCUUACUCUCAGGAUGCUGCAACCAAAAUUGUAGAGCGACCAAGGAAAGUAUCUUCCACUGAUGUGAAAUUCGGACAACAAGUCGGCGCUGUGUUCCAACUCCAAGGAUACUCUCACUCAAAUGACUUCAGAAAUACCAACCCCGUCCAGGUCGUGUCUAACAUUGCUAACUUAUUAGCUCUCAGAGAUAUUGGUUUGACACACUACAAUCUGAAGUACCUUGCAAAACAGUCCCAGAACAAGAAGCUUACUUUAACCGCUGUCUAUGAUGAACUUUUCAACCAGAAACAGGGCGGAGAACUGAAGGAAGCUCGCAACGUGCAAGAUGUUACCCCCAACAGUAAGGCUCGUCGUGGAGAAAUGGUCAAGCGUGUGUCAUCCGGAAUCAACAGUGCUAGAGCACAGGUGAUUGACGUCAGCGCCACAUUUGAGGGUUCUCAAAAACAGGAGUACGUAUUCACUGCUGCCGUCGCUAGCAGCCCUGUCGACCGUAAAAUGCAGAUGGUUUGGUUCGCUGGAAGAAACUCAGCUCAGCAACGUAACGAACAGGUCAAUGUUGUCUUGAGAGUAACGACACCUGAAAUAUCAACAAUGAACUUCUUAGAAGCUUUGAAGAAAGACAUGAAGAUGACUUAUGAGGCAGACAUUAAGAUCGGCCAGGAUGGAAACAUCCAUAUCCAAGGAACCACUGAACGCACUAAGAUGGCCACCGAACAGCUUAAAAACAAUCCUUUAGCUAAACUGGUACAGGAACAAAUCGCAAAUGGUAACCAAUACCAGGCGGCUGCUCACAGAAUGUUGAUUAGGGCACAUGUUCCGGAUAACAUGAAGGCUAUUGUGACUUACAAGAACCUGAGCCCAAUGAACUUGAACUGGACUUCUCAAGUAUUCCACAUUCUGAAGCAAUGGAACCGUAACAUUGAAAUCAACCCGACCAAGAAGGUUGGUGACGGAAAACUCCAGGUAGAGGUUCAAGGCUCAUACCUCGACAACACUCUUCGCUUCGAGAUGAUUUCACCGGCUGGUUUGGUUCGUGUCGACAACGUGCCACUGCCCAGAUUCACUCCCGAGAUUGUUUCUCUCUACACACCUUUCAGCCCGUACGAGCGUCUCGGCAACUAUGCAGGAUAUGACCAGUUCCAGCCUUUCUGCACCAUUGAUGGCAACAAAGUGAGGACAUUCAGCAACCGCUCCAUUGACUACGAGCUGUCCCGAUCCUGGCAUCUGGUGAUGCAGGAGGAGUCUAACGAAAACCGUGGCAGGUGGAACGAGAUGGUCAUCCUCGCUAGGAGACCCAGCCAGCAAGAGCAGGAGAUUUACAUCUCUUACAUUACUGAAACCGGCAAGGAUCUGGAAAUUGAGAUCAAGCCCUCGCAGUCUAAGAGAGCAAACGUACAUGUGAACACCAACAGCAAGAAGAUUUCCGAAGGCGAUUUGACUGUUUACUGGGAUGAUGUUGAAGAUGAGCCACUUCUGCAAUACUACACUGAAGCCGAUGGUGUGCUUAUGCUUAACAUCCGCGAUGGGCGUCUCCGCGCCAUGUACGACGGUCAGCGCCUUGUGCUCACAACUCAGGACCACCGUAAGAGCACCAGAGGUAUUUGCGGCCAGAACAGCGGUGAAGCUCGCGACGAUUUCGAAACACCCGCCGGCUUGGUCGACCUGCCUGAACACUACGGCGCUUCCUGGGCCCUCAGUGAUGAAUCCAGUGACCCUAAGACAGAAGAAUUAAAGAAGAAAGCCCAGGAGAAGGCAUACCAGCCAACUCCCAAAUACACCGCAAUUCUGCGCUCAGAUGAACAAUGGAGGAAGGCCGUGCAAGAAAGGGAACAGAGAUUGAGCUCCCAAAACCUGUACAUGACGAGGAGUUACCAGAGGAAAGGUAGACAGUGCCAGGUGCAGAAGCAAAUCCAGUACUAUAACACUGACAGAGAAAUCUGCAUAAGCACUACUCCUCUGCCUGCCUGCCCGUCAAAUUGCCGCGGAGUAGCUUUCGACGUUGAGUCUGCUCUUGUCGUCUGCCGGUCAAAUAACGAUGAGCAGUUCAAGACAUACAGACAGCAGAUCCAGCAGGGCCAGAACCCACAACUUCCCCAAGUCUCUCACAGACUCAGGAAAGUCAACUUCAGGGUACCUACAUCUUGCAAGGCGUAAGAGCCUCACCACAUAGCAAUAGAUAGUAAACAAAUGGCAUGAACAUGGAAAACGAUAAAUAAUGCGAUGAUAUUAUUAUUUUAUGUGUUCACUUAUUCCAAUUUGACGGUAUAGUAU
This is a messenger RNA of Spodoptera frugiperda (fall armyworm), 5474 nucleotides long. RefSeq names its product vitellogenin (gene Vgn). The transcript is spliced from 7 exons. Gene Ontology annotation, molecular function: lipid carrier activity. Bases 108 to 5357 code for a protein of 1749 amino acids. The record is from RefSeq and is a predicted model, not a curated record. Lineage: Eukaryota; Metazoa; Arthropoda; Insecta; Lepidoptera; Noctuidae. Gene Ontology annotation, biological process: lipid transport.